This is a messenger RNA of Nomascus leucogenys (northern white-cheeked gibbon), 15606 nucleotides long. RefSeq names its product mucin 2, oligomeric mucus/gel-forming (gene MUC2). The record is from RefSeq and is a predicted model, not a curated record. Lineage: Eukaryota; Metazoa; Chordata; Mammalia; Primates; Hylobatidae. Gene Ontology annotation, molecular function: protein binding. Gene Ontology annotation, cellular component: extracellular matrix.
AUGGGGCUGCCACUAGCCCGCCUGGCGGCUGUGUGCCUGGCCCUGUCUUUGGCAGGGGGCUCGGAGCUCCAGACAGAGGGCAGAACCCGAAACCAUGGCCACAACGUCUGCAGCACCUGGGGCGACUUCCACUACAAGACCUUCGACGGGGACGUCUUCCGCUUCCCCGGCCUCUGCGACUACAACUUCGCCUCUGACUGCCGAGGCUCCUACAAGGAAUUUGCUGUGCACCUGAAGCGGGGCCCGGGCCAGGCUGAGGCCCCCGCCGGGGUGGAGUCCAUCCUGCUGACCAUCAAGGAUGACACCAUCUACCUCACCCGCCACCUGGCUGUGCUGAACGGGGCCAUGGUCAGCACCCCGCACUACAGCCCCGGGCUGCUCAUUGAGAAGAGCGACACCUACACCAAAGUCUACUCCCGCGCCGGCCUCACCCUCAUGUGGAACCGGGAGGAUGCGCUCUUGCUGGAGCUGGACAGCAAGUUCCGGAACCACACCUGUGGCCUCUGCGGGGACUACAACGGCCUGCAGAGCUAUUCAGAAUUCCUCUCUGACGGCGUGCUCUUCAGUCCCCUGGAGUUUGGGAACAUGCAGAAGAUCAACCAGCCCGAUGUGGUGUGCGAGGAUCCCGGGGAGGAGGCAGCCCCCGCGUCCUGCUCCGAGCACCGCGCCGAGUGUGAGAGGCUGCUGACCGCCGAGGCCUUCGCGGACUGCCAGGACCUGGUGCCGCUGGAGCCGUAUCUGCGCGCCUGCCAGCAGGACCGCUGCCGGUGCUCGGGCGGUGACACCUGCGUCUGCAGCACCGUGGCCGAGUUCUCCCGCCAAUGCUCCCACGCCGGUGGCCGGCCCGGGAACUGGAGGACGGCCACGCUCUGCCCCAAGACCUGCCCCGGGAACCUGGUGUACCUGGAGAGCGGCUCGCCCUGCAUGGACACCUGCUCACACCUGGAGGUGAGCAGCCUGUGCGAGGAGCACCGCAUGGACGGCUGUUUCUGCCCAGAAGGCACCGUGUAUGACGACAUCGGGGACAGUGGCUGCGUUCCUGUGAGCCAGUGCCACUGCAGGCUGCACGGACACCUGUACACACCGGGCCAGGAGAUCACCAAUGACUGCGAGCAGUGUGUCUGUAAUGCUGGCCGCUGGGUGUGCAAAGACCUGCCCUGCCCUGGCACCUGCGCCCUGGAAGGCGGCUCCCACAUCACCACCUUUGAUGGGAAGACGUACACCUUCCACGGGGACUGCUAUUAUGUCCUGGCCAAGGGCGACCACAACGAUUCCUACGCUCUCCUGGGCGAGCUGGCCCCCUGCGGCUCCACGGACAAGCAGACCUGCCUGAAGACGGUGGUGUUGCUGGCCGACAAGAAGAACAAUGUGGUGGUCUUCAAGUCUGAUGGCAGCGUGCUGCUCAACGAGCUGCAGGUGAACCUGCCCCACGUGACCGCGAGCUUCUCUGUCUUCCGCCCGUCUUCCUACCACAUCAUCGUGAGCAUGGCCAUUGGCGUCCGGCUGCAGGUGCAGCUGGCCCCAGUCAUGCAACUCUUCGUGACGCUGGACCAGGCCUCCCAGGGGCAGGUGCAGGGCCUCUGCGGGAACUUCAACGGCCUGGAAGGUGACGAUUUCAAGACGGCCAGCGGGCUGGUGGAGGCCACGGGGGCGGGCUUUGCCAACACCUGGAAGGCACAGUCAAGCUGCCAUGACAAGUUGGACUGGCUGGAUGAUCCCUGCUCCCUGAACAUCGAGAGCGCCAACUACGCUGAGCACUGGUGCUCCCUCCUGAAGACAGAGACGCCCUUUGGCAGGUGCCACUCGGCCGUGGACCCUGCUGAGUAUUACAAGAGGUGCAAAUAUGACACGUGCAACUGUCAGAACAACGAGGACUGCCUGUGUGCCGCUCUGUCCUCCUACGCGCGCGCCUGCGCUGCCAAGGGCGUCGUGCUGUGGGGCUGGCGGGAGCGUGUCUGCAACGAGGAUGUGGGCUCCUGCCCCAACUCGCAGGUCUUCCUGUACAACCUCACCACCUGCCAGCAGACCUGCCGCUCCCUCUCCGAGGCUGACAGCCACUGUCUCGAGGGCUUUGCGCCUGUGGAUGGCUGCGGCUGCCCUGACCACACCUUCCUGGACGAGAAGGGCCACUGCGUGCCCCUGGCCAAGUGCUCCUGCUACCACCACGGCCUCUACCUGGAGGCGGGGGACGUGGUCGUCAGGCAGGAAGAACGAUGUGUGUGCCGGGAUGGGAGGCUACACUGCAGGCAGAUCCAGCUGCUCGGCCAAAGCUGCACGGCCCCGAAGAUCCACAUGGACUGCAGCAACCUGACUGCACUGGCCACCUCGAAGCCCCAAGCCCUCAGCUGCCAGACGCUGGCCGCUGGCUAUUACCACACAGAGUGUGUCAGUGGCUGUGUGUGCCCCGACGGGCUGAUGGAUGACGGCCGGGGCGGCUGCGUGGUGGAGAAGGAAUGCCCUUGCGUCCAUAACAAGGACCUGUAUUCCUCCGGAGCCAAGAUCAAGGUGGACUGCAAUACCUGCACCUGCGAGAGAGGACGAUGGGUGUGCACGCAAGCUGUGUGCCACGGCACCUGCUCCAUUUAUGGGAGCGGCCACUACAUCACCUUUGAUGGGAAGUACUACGACUUUGACGGACACUGCUCCUACGUGGCUGUUCAGGACUACUGCGGCCAGAACUCCUCACUGGGCUCAUUCAGCAUCAUCACCGAGAAUGUCCCCUGUGGCACCACGGGCGUCACCUGCUCCAAGGCCAUCAAGAUCUUCAUGGGGAGGACGGAGCUGAAGUUGGAAGACAAGCACCGUGUGGUGAUCCAGCGUGAUGAGGGUCACCACGUGGCCUACACCACGCGGGAGGUGGGCCAGUACCUGGUGGUGGAGUCCAGCACGGGCAUCAUCGUCAUCUGGGACAAGAGGACCACUGUGUUCAUCAAGCUGGCUCCCUCCUACAAGGGCACCGUGUGUGGCCUGUGUGGGAACUUUGACGACCGCUCCAACAACGACUUCACCACGCGGGACCACAUGGUGGUGAGCAGUGAGCUGGACUUCGGGAACAGCUGGAAGGAGGCCCCCACCUGCCCGGACGUGAGCACCAACCCUGAGCCCUGCAACCUGAACCCGCACCGCCGCUCCUGGGCAGAGAAGCAGUGCAGCAUCCUCAAAAGCAGUGUGUUCAGCAUCUGCCACAGCAAGGUGGACCCCAAGCCCUUCUAUGAGGCCUGCGUGCACGACUCUUGCUCCUGUGACACGGGUGGGGACUGUGAGUGCUUCUGCUCUGCCGUGGCCUCCUAUGCCCAGGAGUGUACCAAAGAGGGGGCCUGCGUGUUCUGGAGGACGCCGGACCUGUGCCCCAUAUUCUGCGACUACUACAACCCUCCACAUGAGUGUGAGUGGCACUAUGAGCCGUGUGGGAACCGGAGCUUCGAGACCUGCAGGACCAUCAACGGCAUCCACUCCAACAUCUCCGUGUCCUACCUGGAGGGCUGCUACCCCCGGUGCCCCAAGGACAGGCCCAUCUAUGAUGAGGACCUGAAGAAGUGUGUCACUGCAGACAAGUGUGGCUGCUACAUCGAGGACACCCACUACCCACCUGGAGCGUCGGUUCCCACCGAGGAGAUCUGCAAGUCUUGCGUGUGCGCCAACUCCUCCCAAGUCGUCUGCAGGCCGGAGGAAGGAAAGAUUCUCAACCAGACCCAGGAUGGCGCCUUCUGCUACUGGGAGAUCUGUGGCCCCAACGGGAUGGUGGAGAAGCACUUCAACAUCUGUUCCACUACGCCACACCCGUCCACCCUGACCACCUUCACCACCAUCACCCUCCCCACCACCCCCACCACCUUCACCACCACCACCACCACCACCACCACCACCUCGACCCCCAGCACACUUUUAUCAACAACUCCGAAGCUGUGCUGCUUCUGGUCUGACUGGAUCAAUGAGGACCACCCCAGUAGUGGCAGCGACAGCGGCGACCGAGAAACAUUUGAUGGGGUCUGCAGGGCCCCUGAGGACAUCGAGUGCAGGUCGGUCAAGGAGCCCCACCUCAGCUUGGAGGAGCUAGGCCAGAAGGUGCAGUGCGACGUCUCUGUCGGGUUCAUUUGCAAGAAUGAAGACCAGUUUGGAAAUGGACCAUUUGGGCUGUGUUACGACUACAAGAUACGUGUCAAUUGUUGCCUGCCCAUGGAUACGUGUAUCACCACUCCCAGCCCUCCAACUACCACUCCCAGCCCUCCAGCCACCACUCCCAGCCCUCCAACUACCACUCCCAGCCCUCCAACCACCACCAGCCCUCCAACUACCACUCCCAGCCCUCCAGCCACCACUCCCAGCCCUCCAACAACCACCACAACCACCCCUCCACCAACCACCACCCCCAGCCCUCCAACUACCACUCCCAGCCCUCCAACAACCAGCACGACCACCCCUUCACCAACCACCACUCCCAGCCCUCCAAUAACCACCACAACCACCCCUUCCUCAACUACCACUCCCAGCCCUCCACCAACCAGCACGACCACCCCUUCACCAACCACCACUGCCAGCCCUCCAAUAACCAUCACAACCACCUCUUCCUCAACUACCACUCCCAGCCCUCCACCAACCAGCACGACCACCCCUUCACCAACCACCACUCUCAGCCCUCCAACGACUACACCCAUCACUCCUCCAACCAGCACGACCACCCUUCCACCAACCACCACUCCCAGCUCUCCAACAACUACUCCUCUCUCUCCAUCAAUAACUCCUCCUACAUUUUCACCAUUCUCAACGACAACCCCUACUAUCCCAUGCGUGCCUGUCUGCAAUUGGACUGGCUGGCUGGAUUCUGGAAAACCCAACUUUAACAAACCAGGUGGAGAUACGGAAUUGAUUGGAGAUGUCUGUGGACCAGGCCGGGCAGCUAACAUCUCUUGCAGAGCCACCAUGUAUCCUGAUGUUCCCAUUGGACAGCUUGGACAAACAGUGGUGUGUGACGUCUCUGUGGGGCUGGUAUGCAAAAAUGAAGACCAAAAGCCAGGUGGAGUCAUCCCUAUGCCCUUCUGCCUCAACUACGAGAUCAACAUUCAGUGCUGUGAGUGUGUCACCCAACCCACCACCAUGACAACCACCACCACAGAGACCCCAACUCCGACACCCAUCACCACAGAGACUCUGACCCCAGCACCCAUCACCAUCACCACUACAGUGACCACAACCACAACACCCACCAGCACACAGACCCCAACCCCAACACCUACCACCACAGAGACCACAACCCCGACAGCCACCACCACAGAGACCCCAACCCCAACACCCACCACCACCACUACAAUGACCCCAACCCCGACACCCACCACCACCACUACAGUGACCCCAACCCCGACACCCACCACCACCACUACAGUGACCCCAACCCCGACACCUACCACCACAGAGACCCCAACCCCGCACCCACUAACACCAACUCCAACACCCACCACCACCACUACAGUGACCUCAACCCAAACACCCACUGGCACACAGACCCCAACUCCUCAACCAACACCUAUCACCACCACCACUGCCGUGACCUCAACCCCAAUAUCUACCACAAAAGAGACCCCAACCCCAACAGCCACCACCACAGAGACCCCAACCCCAACACCCACCACCACAACUACAGUAACCCCAACACCCACCACCACCACUACAGUGACCCCAACCCCGACACCUACCACCAUAGAGACCCCAACCCAGACACCCACAAGCACACAGACCCCAACCCCUCCACCAACACCUAUCACCACCACCACUACAGUGACCCCAACCCCAACACCCACCAGCACCACCACAGAGACCCCAACUCCAACACCCACCACCACCACUACAGUGACCCCAACCCCAACACCCACUGGUACACAGACCCCAACCACAACACCCAUCACCACCACCACUACGGUGACCCCUACCCCAACACCCACCGGCACACAGACCCCAACCCCGACACCCAUCACCACCACCACUACGGUGACCCAAACCCCAACACCCACUGGCACACAGACCCCAACUCCUCCACCAACACCUAUCACCACCACCACUACUGUGACCUCAACCCCAAUAUCCACUACAACAGAGAUCUCAACCCCAACACCCAUCACCACAGAGACCCCAACUCCAACACCCAUCACCACCACCACUACGGGGACCCCAACCCCAACCCCAACCCCAACACCCACUGGCACAGAGAGCCCAACCACGACAUCCAUCACUACCACCACUACGGUGACCCCAACCCUAACACCCACCGGCACGCAGAGUCCAACCCCGACACCCAUCACCACCACCACUACGGUGACACCAACCCCAACACCCACUGGCACACAGAGUCCAACAACGACACCAAUCACCACCACCACUACGGUGACCCCAACCCCAACACCCACGGGCACACAGAGUCCAACCCCGACACCCAUCACCACCACCACUACAGUGACUCCAACCCCAACACCCACCAGCACAGAGACCCCAACCCCCACACCCAUCACCACCACCACUACGGUGACCCCAACCCCAACACCCACCAGCACACAGACCCCAACCCCCACACCCAUCACCACCACCACUACGGUGACGUCAACCCCAACACCCACCAGCACACAGACCCCAACCCCGACACCCCUCACCACCACCACUACGGUGACCCCAACCCCAACACCCACCAGCACACAGACCCCAACCCCGACACCCCUCACCACCACCACUACGGUGACCCCAACCCCAACACCCACUGGCACAGAGAGCCCAACCCCGACACCCAUCACCACCAUGACUACAGUGACAUCAACCCCAACACCCACCGGCACACAGACCUCAACCCCGACACCCAUCACCACCACCACUGCGGUGACCCCAACCCCAACACCCACCAGCACACAGAGCCCAACCCCGACACCUGUCACCACCACCACUGCAGUGACCCCAACCCCAACACCCACAGGCACACAGACCCCAACCCCGACACCUGUCACCACGACCACUACGGUGACGUCAACCCCAACACCCACCGGCACACAGACCUCAACCCUGACACCCAUCACCACCACCACUACUGUGACCCCAACCCCAACCCCAACACCCAUCACCACCACCACUACAGUGACCCCAACCCCAACACCCACCAGCACGCAGAGUCCAACCCCAACACCCAUCACCACCACCACUAUGGUGACACCAACCCCAACACCCACUGGCACACACAGUCCAACACCAACACCAAUCACCACCACCACUGUGGUCACGUCAACCCCAACACCCACCGGUACACAGACCCCAACUCCGACACCCAUGACCAAGACUACUGUGACCCCAACCCCAACACCCACUGGCACACAGAGUCCAACCCCAACACCCAUCACCACCACCACUACAGUGACCCCAACCGCAACACCCACCGGCACAGAGACCCCAACCUUGACACCCAUCACCACCACAACUACAGUGACCCCAACCCCAACACCCACUGGCACACAGAGUCCAACCCCGACACCCAUCACCACCACCACUACAGUGACUCCAACCCCAACACCCACCAGCACACAGACCCCAACCCCCACACCCAUCACCACCACCACUACGGUGACCCCAACCCCAACACCCACCAGUACACAGACCCCAACCCCAACACCCAUCACCACCACCACUGCAGUGACCCCAACCCCAACACCCACUGGCACACAGACCCCAACCCUGACACCCAUCACCACCACAACUACAGUGUCCCCAACCCCAACACCCACUGGCACAGAGACCCCAACCCCGACACCCAUCACCACCACCACCACUACGGUGACCCCAACCCCAACACCCACUGGCACACAGAGUCCAACCCCGACACCCAUCACCACCACCACUACGGUGACUCCAACCCCAACACCCACCAGCACACAGACCCCAACCCCCACACCCAUCACCACCACCACUAUGGUGACCCCAACCCCAACACCCACUGGCACACAGACCCCAACCCCAACACCCAUCACCACCACCACUACGGUGACCCCAACCCCAACACCCACUGGCACACAGACCCCAACCCCGACACCCAUCACCACCACCAGUACGGGGACUCCAACCCCAACCCCAACAACCACUGGCACACAGACCCCAACCCCCACACCCAUCACCACCACCACUACGGUGACCCCAACCCCAACACCCACCGGUACACAGACCCCAACCCCGACACCCAUCACCACCACCACUACGGUGACCCCAACCCCAACACCCACUGGCACACAGACCCCAACCACAACACCCAUCAUCACCACCACUACGGGGACUCCAACCCCAACCCCAACACCCACUGGCACACAGAGCCCAACCACGACACCCAUCACCACCACCACUACAGUGACGUCAACCCCAACACCCACCGGCACAGAGACCCCAACCCUGACACCCAUCACCACCACCACUACGGUGACCCCAACCCCAACACCCACCGGCACAGAGACCCCAACCCUGAUACCCAUCACCACCACCACUACGGUAACCCCAACCCCAACACCCACCGGCACACAGAGCCCAACCACGACACCCAUCACCACCACCACUACGGUGACCCCAACCCCAACACCCACCAGCACACAGACCCAAACCCCAACAUCCAUCACCACCACCAGUACAGUGACUCCAACCCCAACACCCACCAGCACACAGACCCCAACCCUGACACCCAUCACCACCACCACUACAGUGACCCCAACCGCAACAUCCACUGGCACAGAGACCCCAACGCCGACACCCAUCACCACCACAACUACGGUGUUUCCAACCCCAACACCCACUGGCACAGAGACCCCAACCCUGACACCCAUCACCACCACCACCACUACGGUGACCCCAACCCCAACACCUACUGGCACACAGAGUCCAACCCCGACACCCAUCACCACCACCACUACGGUGACGUCAACCCCAACACCCACUGGCACACAGACCCCAACCCCGACACCAAUCACCACCACCACUACCGUGACCCCAACCCCAACACCCACCAGCACACAGACCCCAACCCUGACACCCAUCACCACCACCACUACAGUGACCCCAACUCCAACACCCACUGGCACAGAGACCCCAACCCCGACACCCAUCACCACCACCACUACGGUAACCCCAACCCCAACACCCACUGGCACGCAGAGUCCAACCCCCACACCCAUCACCACCACCACUACAGUGACUCCAACCCCAACACCCACCAGCACACAGACCCCAACCGCGACACCCCUCACCACCACCACUACAGUGACCCCAACCCCAACACCCAGCACACAAAGUCCAACCCCGACACCCAUCACCACCACCACUACGGUGACACCAACCCCAACACCCACUGGCACACAGAGUCCAACCCCGACACCCAUCACCACCACCACUACGGUGACGUCAACCCCAACACCCACUGGUACACAGACCCCAACCCCGACACCCAUCACCACCACCAUUACAGUGACCCCAACCCCAACACCCACUGGCACACAGACCCCAACCCCGACACUCAUCACCACCACCACUACGGGGACCCCAACCCCAACCCCAACACCCACCGGCACACAGAGCCCAACCACGACACCCAUCACCACCACCACUUCGGUGAGGUCAACCCCAACACCCACCGGCACACAGACCCCAACCCCAACACCCAUCACCACCACCACCACUACGGUGACCCCAACCCCAACACCCAGCAGCACAGAGACCCCAACCCCAACACCCAUCACCACCACCACUAUGGUGACCCCAACCCCAACACCCACCGGCACACAGAGCCCAACCCCAACACCCGUCACCACGACCACUAUGGUGACGUCAAUCCCAACACCCACCGGCACACAGACCUCAACCCCGACACCCAUCACCACCACCACUACCGUGACCCCAACCCCAACACCCACCGGCACACAGACCCCAACCCCGACACCCAUCACCACCACCACUACAGUGACGUCAACCCCAACACCCACCGGCACAGAGACCCCAACCCCGACACCCAUCACCACCACCACUACGGUGACCCCAACCCCAACACCCACUGGCACACAGACCCCAACCCCGACACUCAUCACCACCACCACUACGGGGACCCCAACCCCAACCCCAACACCCACCGGCACACAGAGCCCAACCACGACACUCAUCACCACCACCAGUACGGUGACUCCAACCCCAACACCCACCAGCACACAGACCCCAACCCCGACACCCAUCACCACCACCACUACGGUGACUCCAACCCCAACACCCACCGGCACAGAGACCCCAACCCCGACACCCAUCACCACCACCACUACGGUGAGAACCCCAACACCCACCGGCACACAGACCCCAACCCCGACACCCAUCACCACCACCACUACGGUGACCCCAACCCCAACACCCACCGGCACACAGACCCCAACCCCGACACCCAUCACCACCACCACUACGGUGACGUCAACCGCAACACCCACCAGCACACAGACCCCAACCGCGACACCCCUCACCACCACCACUACAGUGACCCCAACCCCAACACCCACUGGCACACAAAGUCCAACCCUGACACCCAUCACCACCACCACUACGGUGACACCAACCCCAACACCCACUGGUACACAGACCCCAACCCCAACACCCAUCACCACCACCACUACGGGGACCCCAACCCCAACACCCACCGGCACACAGAGCCCAACCCCGACACCUGUCACCACGACCACUACGGUGACGUCAACCCCAACACCCACCGGCACACAGACCUCAACCCCGACACCCAUCACCACCACCAUUACGGUGACCCCAACCCCAACACCCACUGGCACACAGACCCCAACACCGACACUCAUCACCACCACCACUACGGGGACCCCAACCCCAACCCCAACACCCACCGGCACACAGAGCCCAACCACGACACCCAUCACCACCACCACUACAGUGACGUCAACCCCAACACCCACCGGCACAGAGACCCCAACCCUGACACCCAUCACCACCACCACUAGCGUGAUCCCAACCCCAACACCCACCGGCACACAGACCCCAACCCCGACACCCAUCACCACCACCACUACGGUGACCCCAACCCCAACACCCACUGGCACAGAGACCCCAACCCCGACACCCAUCACCACCACCACUACGGGGACCCCAACCCCAACACCCACCAGUACACAGACCCCAACCCCGACACCCAUCACCACCACCACUACGGUGACCCCAACCCCAACACCCACUGGCACAGAGACCCCAACCCCGACACCCAUCACCACCACCACUACGGGGACCCCAACACCCACCAGUACACAGACCCCAACCCCGACACCCAUCACCACCACCACUACGGUGACCCCAACCCCAACACCCACUGGCACAGAGACCCCAACCCCGACACCCAUCACCACCACCACUACGGGGACCCCAACCCCAACACCCACCAGUACACAGACCCCAACCCCGACACCCAUCACCACCACCACUACGGUGACCCCAACCCCAACACCCACUGGCACAGAGACCCCAACCCCGACACCCAUCACCACCACCACUACGGGGACCCCAACCCCAACACCCACCAGUACACAGACCCCAACCCCGACACCCAUCACCACCACCACUACGGUGACCCCAACCCCAACACCCACUGGCACACAGACCCCAACCCCGACACCCAUCACCACCACCACUACGGGGACCCCAACACCCACCAGUACACAGACCCCAACCCCGACACCCAUCACCACCACCACUACGGUGACCCCAACCCCAACACCCACCGGCACAGAGACCCCAACCCCGACACCCAUCACCACCACCACUACGGUGACGUCAACCCCAACACCCACCAGCACACAGACCCCAACCCCGACACCUAUCACCACCACCACUACGGGGACCCCAACACCCACCAGCACACAGACCGUAACCCCGACACCCAUCACCACCACCACUACGGUGACGUCAACUCCAACACCCACUAGCACACAGACCCCAACCCCGACACCCAUCACCACCACCACUACGGGGACCCCAACACCCACCAGUACACAGACCCCAACCCCGACACCCAUCACCACCACCACUACGGGGACCCCAACACCCACCAGUACACAGACCCCAACCCCGACACCCAUCACCACCACCACUACGGUGACCCCAACCCCAACACCCACCGGCACAGAGACCCCAACCCCGACACCCAUCACCACCACCACUACGGUGACGUCAACCCCAACACCCACCAGCACACAGACCCCAACCCCGACACCCAUCACCACCACCACUACGGUGACCCCAACCCCAACACCCACCAGCACACAGACCCCAACCCCGACACCUAUCACCACCACCACUACGGUGACCCCAACCCCAACACCCACCAGCACACAGACCCCAACCCCGACACCCAUCACCACCACCACUACGGUGACCCCAACCCCACCACCCAUCACCACUACCACUAUGGUGACAUCAACCCCAACACCUACCACUACAAGCAUGGAGCCUUCCACCCCCAGAAGCACAGCACCCAUUGUUGAAUCGACGACAUCCAAACCUCCGCCUGAGUCCUCAACCCCUCAGACCUCUCGGUCCACCUCUUCCCCUCCCACGAAGUCGACCACCCUUCUGAGUACCCUACCACCUGCCAUUGAGACAACCAGCACGGCCCCACCCUCCACACCCACGGCACCCACGACCACGACAGGAGGCCAGACAUCAUCUCCACUGCCCAGCACCAUCACAUCCCCUCCAGGCACCCCCACUCACGGUACCACGACUGGGUCAUCUUUAGCCCCCACUCCCAGCACUGUGCAGCUGACCACCACCAGUGCCUGGACCCCCACGCUGACCCCAAUCUCCACACCCAGCAUCAUCACGACCACAGGCCUGAGGAUCAGCCCCUCCACUGAGCUUAUCUGCUGUGUCCUGAACGACACCUACUAUGCACCAGGUGAGGAGGUGUACAACGGCACAUACGGAGACACCUGCUAUUUUGUCAACUGCUCACUGAGCUGUACCUUGGAGUUCUACAACUGGUCCUGCCCAUCCACGCCCUCCCCAACGCCCACGCCCUCCAAGUCGACGCCCACGCCUUCCAAGCCAUCGCCCACGCCCUCCAAGCCGACGCCCAGCACCAACCCCCCCGCGUGCCCAGACUUUGAUCCUCCCAGACAGGAGAACGAGACGUGGUGGCUGUGCGACUGCUUCAUGGCCACGUGCAAGUACAACAACACGGUGGAGCUCGAGAAGGUGGAGUGUGAGCCGCCGCCCGUGCCCACCUGCUCCAACGGCCUCAACCCCGUGCGCGUCGAGGACCCCGACGGCUGCUGCUGGCACUGGGAGUGCGACUGCUACUGCACAGGCUGGGGGGACCCGCACUAUGUCACCUUCGACGGACUCUACUACAGCUACCAGGGCAACUGCACCUACGUGCUGGUGGAGGAGAUCAGCCCCUCCGUGGACAACUUCGGAGUUUACAUCGACAACUACCACUGCGAUCCGAACGACAAGGUGUCCUGCCCCCGCACCCUCAUCGUGCGCCACGAGACCCAGGAGGUGCUCAUCAAGACCGUGCAUAUGAUGCCCAUGCAGGUGCAGGUGCAGGUGAACGGGCAGGCGGUGGCGCUGCCCUACAAGAAGUACGGGCUGGAGGUGUACCAGUCUGGCAUCAACUACGUGGUGGAUAUCCCCGAGCUGGGCGUCCUCGUCUCCUACAAUGGCCUGUCCUUCUCUGUCAGGCUGCCGUACCACCGGUUCGGCAACAACACCAAGGGCCAAUGUGGCACCUGCACCAACACCACCUCCGACGACUGCAUUCUGCCCAGCGGGGAGAUCGUCUCCAACUGUGAGGCUGCGGCCGACCAGUGGGUGGUGAAUGACCCCUCCAAGCCACACUGCCCCCACAGCAGCUCCACGACCAAGCGCCCGGCCGUCGGCGUGCCGGGGGGCGGCAAAACGACCCCACACAAGGACUGCACCCCGUCUCCCCUCUGCCAGCUCAUCAAGGACAGCCUGUUUGCACAGUGCCAUGCGCUGGUGCCCCCGCAGCACUACUACGAUGCCUGCGUGUUCGACAGCUGCUUCGUGCCGGGCUCGAGCCUGGAGUGCGCCAGUCUGCAGGCCUACGCAGCCCUCUGUGCCCAGCAGCACAUCUGCCUUGACUGGCGGAACCACACGCAUGGGGCCUGCUUGGUGGAGUGCCCAUCUCACAGGGAGUACCAGGCCUGUGGCCCUGCAGAAGAGCCCACGUGCAAAUCCAGCUCCUCCCAGCAGAACAACACAGUCCUGGUGGAAGGCUGCUUCUGUCCUGAGGGCACCAUGAACUACGCCCCUGGCUUUGAUGUCUGCGUGAAGACCUGCGGCUGUGUGGGACCUGACAACGUGCCCAGAGAGUUUGGGGAGCACUUUGCGUUUGACUGCAAGGACUGUGUCUGCCUGGAGGGUGGAAGUGGCAUCGUCUGCCAGCCCAAGAGGUGCAGCCAGAAGCCUGUUACCCACUGCGCGGAAGACGGCACCUACCUCGUCACGGAGGUCAACGCCGCCGACACCUGCUGCGACAUUACCGUCUGCAAGUGUAACACCAGCCUGUGCAAAGAGAAGCCUCCCAUGUGCCCGCUGGGAUUCGAAGUGAAGAGCAAGAUGGUGCCUGGAAGGUGCUGUCCCUUCUACUGGUGUGAGUCCAAGGGGGUGUGCGUUCACGGGAAUGCUGAGUACCAGCCCGGUUCUCCAGUUUAUUCCUCCAAGUGCCAGGACUGCGUGUGCACGGAUGAGGUGGACAACAGCACCCUGCUCAGCGUCAUCGCCUGCACCCACGUGCCCUGCAACACCUCCUGCAGCCUUGGCUUCGAACUCGUGGAGGCCCCCGGGGAGUGCUGUAAGAAAUGUGAACAGACGCACUGUAUCAUCAAACAGCCCGACAACCAGCAUGUCAUCCUGAAGCCUGGGGACUUCAAGAGCGACCCAAAGAACAACUGCACAUUCUUCAGCUGUGUGAAGAUCCACAACCAGCUCAUCUCGUCCAUCUCCAACAUAACCUGCCCCGACUUCGACGCCAGCGUUUGUGUCCCGGGCUCCAUCACACUCAUGCCCAAUGGAUGCUGCAAGACCUGCACCCCUCGCAAUGAGACCAGGGUGCCCUGCUCCACCGUCCCCGUCACCACGGAGGUUUCGUACGCUGGCUGCACCAAGACCGUCCUCAUGAAUCAUUGCUCCGGGUCCUGUGGGACAUUUGUCAUGUACUCGGCCGAGGCCCAGACCCUGGACCACAGGUGCUCCUGCUGCAAAGAGGAGAAAACCAGCCAGCGGGAGGUGGUCCUGAGCUGCCCCAAUGGCGGCUCGCUGACACACACCUACACCCACAUCGAGAGCUGCCAGUGCCAGGACACCGUCUGCGGGCUCCCCACCGGCACCUCCCGCCGGGCCCGGCGCUCCCCCAGGCAUCUGGGGAGCGGGUGAGCGGGGUGGGCACAGCCCCCUUCACUGCCCUCCACAGCUUUGCCUCCUCCGGACCCUCUGAGCCUCCUAAGCUCGGCUUCCUCUCUUCAGAUAUUUAUUGUCUGAGUCUUUGUUCAAUCCUUGCUUUCCAAUAAUAAACUCAGGGAGACAUGC